AUGAAAACGAAACGUUCCACUAGUAAAAUACGUAAUUCUGAACCAAUAGACGAUAUACUACGUCAUGUAGGAACUAAACAAUAUUUAUUUUUGGAAACACAUAUUUGUACAAUUUAUCGAGUAACAUGUGCACCUGGAGAAACAUUUAGUGAAUCAAAAGCAUUAUCAUUAAUAGAAAAAUAUCAUCGUAAAAGACAAGCACAUUGUAAUGCUGGUUUAUUGGAAGAUCGAUUUAGUUUGGAACGUACAAAAACUACUGGAAAAAUACCAUUUCGUCCAUGGGUAUCAUAUAAAGAAAUUAUGCAUUUUUAUGUAAGUCAUUCUAAACCGGAAUUCUUUGCAUUAUGUAUUGAUUCACAACGAAGUUUACAAAAAUAUUAUGAAAUAUACAAAUGUAAGAGUGCAGCAAAUGUUAGAAAAGUUGAAGAAUUAAUGAGACGUGCAAUGAAUGAUCCAGACAAAAAACUACAUGAUGUGAAUGCACUAAGACAAGUAGCGGUGAAAGAUAGUGACCGAAUACGUUCCCUGCCGAAUUUCGAAGAAGAAAAUAUACGUGAUACUAUGGUUGAAGAUAGAUCUCCCUCACCACCAUAUCAGUACCCAUCACCACCACCAGUACGUCAGUUACCUUCUCCUGUGAUGGUAGCCCCAGUAAGACAAGUCCCUGUGUACAAUGCAGCAUCACCUAGCCCAGUAAUUAAUUUUGAACGUUAUAAUGUUGAUGAUCUAGAAAAUGUCACGUAUAUCAAACUGGAUCCUAACAGAGGUCCAAUGAUAGAUAAAGAAGGACCAAUUUAUAUGUUUUUUUCAAGGCAGAAAAACAAUCAAAGUGAACCAAAUCUUUACAAUAAUUAUGUUAAUCAUGAUUCACCAACUUGGAACAGAAGAACUAAAAACUCUAAUGUAAUGUAUUCACCAUGA
Molecule: messenger RNA, 921 nt
Organism: Schistosoma curassoni
Lineage: Eukaryota; Metazoa; Platyhelminthes; Trematoda; Strigeidida; Schistosomatidae
Source: the annotation of a GenBank genome assembly